Messenger RNA from Myripristis murdjan (pinecone soldierfish), 2466 nucleotides. RefSeq names its product StAR related lipid transfer domain containing 10 (gene stard10). The transcript has 6 exons. The record is from RefSeq and is a predicted model, not a curated record. The coding region runs from base 613 to 1398 and encodes 261 amino acids. Gene Ontology annotation, molecular function: lipid binding. NCBI's taxonomy places the organism in Eukaryota, Metazoa, Chordata, Actinopteri, Holocentriformes, Holocentridae.
CUAUUCCUUACUGCAUCUGCUCCGCCACCUGCAACAGCAGCGACGCAGCGAUGGGGAGCUGCUGCAAAUUAUAAGCUUACGAAAGACCAGAACUGAGAGAGAGAGAGAGAGAGAGAGAGAGAGAGAGAGAGAGAGAGAGAGAGAGAGAGAGAGACGCGCGGAAACAUAGAAACAUAUGGUUUGUCUGAGGAGCGGCUAUUCCCGAAGAAGACUCUUGAAACUUAACUCGUCUUGAUCAAUGGAUGGGCCGUUCACGUGACAUGAACUAGAACUAUUUUUCGUAUGCUUUCACCUGUGCGUGCGCCCGUGUUUCCAGCUUGUUUGAGUAGUUUGAGCCGGGCAGAUUGCGGCUGCCGUGCCUGCUGAACGCUCACACCCACACUCACACAGAUCAUCACAAGACGCGGCGCAGCCUACAAAAGCUUCUUGCAAGGAGGAAAUUGAAUUAGAUAAGUUAUUCCCACAGAAGAGCGGCACAGGACUGUCCGUCUCUUGCCUCCCUCUCAUCUCAUCGCUUCACCAUAUUUGCUCUGGGCUCCCAGGAGGCUCGUAUUCCCCUCUCCUAGCGCAGCUCCCCCCGUCGCAUCCCGGUGAUUUCCCCGGUAAUAAGCCAUGUCUGGUGAGUGUGUGACCAUCCCGGAUGACCGGGCGUUUGCCAGCUUCAAGGCAGAGUGUCUGUGCGAGGAGGGCUGGAGUCAGACCUACACCAAGGGGGGUAUCACGGUGUGGACCCAGGCUCUGGAGGAGGGCAAAUCCAUCCACAAAAUCAAGUGUCGGAUGGUGAGUAAGGAUGUAUCGGCUGACACCAUGUAUGACGUGCUGCAUGACAUUGAGUACAGACGGAAAUGGGACACAAAUGUCAUUGAGACCUUCGAUAUCGGAAAACUCACCGUCAAUGCAGAUGUUGGCUACUACUCAUGGAAGUGUCCAAAGCCACUUCGGAACCGUGAUGUUGUCACGCUUCGCUCCUGGCUGCCGAUGGGAAAAGAUUACAUCAUCAUGAACUAUUCUGUCAAACAUGCUAAACACCCUCCUAAGAAGGACAUGGUGCGAGCUGUGUCCAUUCAAACUGGCUACAUGAUCCAGAGCCAGGGACCCAACCACUGUACCCUCACCUACUUGGCCCAGGUAGACCCACGAGGUUCACUACCCAAGUGGGUUGUCAACAAGUCUUCCCAGUUUCUUGCUCCUAAAGCGAUGAAGAAGAUCAACAAGGCGUGCUUGAAGUAUUUAGAGUGGAAGCAGAGACACAACCCCGGCUUCAAGCCCUGGCUCUACCCUGAACAGAAUACAUUACCCAGCAUCCUGCUGUCUGAGCUCAGUAUCCAGCACGCUGACAGCCUGGAGAAUAUUGACGAGAGCUCCCUCGCCGAGGCCCAGGAGAGAGACAGUGACUAGCGUUCGCACACACACACACACACACACACACUCACACACACACACUCACACACACAGAUGCACUCACACACAUACAGUAGUGCAGGGAUACAUGCAUAACUAAUACACAUCCAUAUUCACACAUAGGUGUAUAUACAUGCACAUAUGCUCAUACACCGGGAUGCACACAGUUAUUCAUGCGCACAGACACACUCAUACAAACUCAAGUCUCAUAAGUGUAUAAACUCAUGUGCACCCACACACACACCAACUUGCAAGGGGCUGCACGACUACAUCUUUUUUACAGCUUGGUAAAUAAUAAUUAAUGAAUUAGUAAUUUUAAAAAGUAGUCAAUGAAAUGUUGACUGGUCAUACAAUCUCUGAUUUUUCAAAAUGUGGUUGUAAAUAUAUUACCACCACAGAUGGGAUUCAAUAGUCCUGCGUGUCCAUAAUGUGACGUUUUUUUCACCUUCUCAUUUCUCAAAUUCAUAUCUGAUGUUCAGUUUGACUUGAUAACACACCAAUUUACAUAAAAUAAUGAGGAAACAUUCCCCUGCAAAUUACAAAUUUCCUGGAGAUGGAUCUUGAAAUUAAUACAUUAACUAAAAGUUAUUUUAAUUCAAAACAGCGCCUCCUGGUGGUGAUAGAUUGGUCAACUUCUCAGUGCUAGCCCCAAUGCAUAGACAUGUAUAUGCACACAUACAGAUACACACCCGUGUACACACACAGACACACACAAUGCAUAUUUACAUACAUGCAUACAGACAUGCACACAUACACACACACACACGGUCUCAUUGUGUCUCUGCUCCUGGUGUUUCUCUGUUAUUCAUUAUGUGUCUGGAUCACGUCUCCCCUUGUUAGCACAUAAUAAAUAUGCAGGUGUGCAGAAGGCAGCUGGAACACACACACACACACACACACACACACACACACACACAUACACACACAGACACACAGACACAAACACAUGUCAUACACUGACAUUCACUCUCACACAUACUGUGUGCUCCUCUACUCUUGAGAUGUAUGAAUGUAUGUAGAGUUUAAAAAUUAAAUACAGAUUCCUACAAAGGUUUUCAACUUUCA